This is a messenger RNA of Knipowitschia caucasica, 609 nucleotides long. Lineage: Eukaryota; Metazoa; Chordata; Actinopteri; Gobiiformes; Gobiidae. The record is from the annotation of a GenBank genome assembly.
AUGGCCGCCCUCAGCUUUCCCUCCCUCCGCUCACCGUUCUCUCCCUCCCUCCCCUCCACCAACCACUCCCUCCUCCCUCCCUCAUCCCUCCCCACCCCCUCCUCUGAUAAUUGCUGUCUUACCUGUGUCAGUCCACCUCCCCCUCAGCCCCUCCCUCCCUCACCUCUCUCUCACUCCCCCCUCCCUCACCUGACCCCCUCCUCUGAUAUUCGCUGUCUUACCCGUGUCAGCGCACCUCCCCCUCUGCCCCUCCCUCUCUCCCUCUCCUCCCCCUCCCUCACCUCACCCCCUCCUCUGAUAUUCGCUGUCUCACCCGUGUCACUGCACCUCCCCCUCACCCCACUCACCCCUCUCCCCCCUCCCUCCUCUGAUAUUCCCUGUCUUACCCGUCGCACCUCCCCCUCUGCCCCUCCCUCCCUCACCCCCCUCUCUCUCUCCCUCUCCUCCCCACUCCCUCACCUCACCCUCACCUCACCCCCUCCUCUGAUAUUCGCUGUCUCACCCGUGUCACUGCACCUCCCCCUCAGCCCCUCCCUCACCCCUCUCUCCCGCCUCCCUCACUGCACCUCCCCCUCAGCUCCUCUCGCUCUAAUUACACACUUUUCAUAA